CCGCUCUCUUUCAUCUCCAAACAUACACGAUUCAUUUGAAACCUUCUUUUGUGUCCGUUGCUGAGCUCUCCCCCCUCAGUGGCUUCCCUUGCAGAGCGCAGGAACAGCCUUCUGCUUGCUUGACUUGCUUGACUUGCUUGACACAGGAUCAUCGAUGCCAUCGCACACUUGAUCAAACUACGGUCACUACUCAUCACAUUCCUGCCUCCGCCAAACGCCCUCAAUGCCGACCUAUACCCCUGUGCCUUCCUCCUUCACUACUUUGUCCCACCGUGCCAAGGCUCUCUUCCUCUACAGACACAUCCUCAGAGAGGGAGCAAAGUUCUUUGACGAGCGCACAAGCCGUUGGGUCAAAUUUAGGGCCCAAGAGGCCUUUAGGAAGAAUAAAUAUCAGGCAGACCGGGAAAGAGCCGAAAAAUGCAUGAGCGACGCGCGCAAAGCUCUUCGACUGCUUGAACGGGCUAAUCAGGUGGACCUCAAGGCCUCGAUGCGUCUCCUGAGACUAUCAUACGGAAUCCUCGGCAAGGAGCGACGAGCACUACUCCAGCCUUUUCUGGACUCGGCCCGCCAACGCACCAUGUCCCCCGAAAAGCUCUCCACUGCAAUCUCACGCUCCACAUCCAACGGCUCAAAGACAACUGCGAUUUCUUCGUUAUCAACACCUUUAGAUUCAGCCUCAUCUCAAGUGCAUAUUUCAACGAUGCAUCUUGCGGACGUGCUUUUGCAGGCAACCGAGCCACCAGAGCCAUUGCAUUAUCACAAUCCCAGGACUGUGCCACCCAUUUUGUCGCCUCCAGUCGUAUCACUCAUUAAAAGUGUCACCGGGAAGAGCGUCGAGCCAACACUGCCGGAACCGUUGUUCAAGCCCUUGCAUGGAAAACGAGAGGCGAAUCUGCGAUGGCGUUUCUUUACCAAACAGUUUGGGAAAAUAACACCGCCUCUCCCUAGUGAGAUUCGACAGGAAAUGGAGUGGAAGUCGCGUGUUGGAUUACCUGGAUCAAGAAAAGACAGUGCAUUGACAACUGGCACCUUACAAUCCUCGACUAAUUGGGAUACAUGGGAGCAGCGGAUUCUGGACACAAUCAGAGCAUGGAACAUGAAUGGGGAGGAGCAAAAAGAGAAGCGCCAUGAGACUGGGCGAUUUCACCCCAGUAUUGGCGGGAAACCUGCGAAACCUAAUACAUUGACGCCGAGACUUUACAGGAGGAUGUGGCAACACCUGCUUGAUGAAGUUCCGGUCAUGGACGUCCAUCUGAAAAGCCUAACAUCUGGCUCAAAUAAGUUACCUUCUGUACCACCAUCAGCCAAGCCCACAUUUUCGGUCUCAAAAAGUCCAUUGUCGUAUCAGGCACGGUCCACUGUCAACUUGAAGCUGCAGGCAGUCGUCAAUAGUUUUGACCGGAUAGGACUGAGCGAACAAAGUGCUCCAACAACAACAACAACAACAACAAAAAAGAACAGGAGUGAUAGAGUUACGAACAAUAAAUCCACUGGGGAAAGUCUGUAGUCAAUUG
Gamsiella multidivaricata is the source of this 1514-nucleotide messenger RNA. RefSeq lists its product as uncharacterized. The record is from RefSeq and is a predicted model, not a curated record. NCBI's taxonomy places the organism in Eukaryota, Fungi, Mortierellomycota, Mortierellomycetes, Mortierellales, Mortierellaceae. The transcript has 3 exons. Bases 224 to 1507 code for a protein of 427 amino acids.